This is a messenger RNA of Selaginella moellendorffii, 1587 nucleotides long. RefSeq names its product phospholipase A1-IIdelta. Bases 232 to 1488 code for a protein of 418 amino acids. The transcript has a single exon. Gene Ontology annotation, biological process: lipid metabolic process. Lineage: Eukaryota; Viridiplantae; Streptophyta; Lycopodiopsida; Selaginellales; Selaginellaceae. Gene Ontology annotation, molecular function: glycerophospholipid phospholipase A1 activity. The record is from RefSeq and is a predicted model, not a curated record.
UGCGAGCAAGAGAGUUUCUCAAACCAAGUCCUCUCUUUUCUAGCUUGGAGGAGAGUGAGAGUUUACAAAGUCUAGCUAGAUACUUGGUUACUCGAGUGCUUGCUCAGCUAGUUCUUAGAAAAGCAGCCGCUCGCAAGCUUUUUAAGAGUUCUCUGUCUAGAUACUUAAAAGCGUGGCUACAGCGAGAGCGAGUGUUACCUUAGAAUCGAUCGAAAGCUUCGCUUACCCCGAAUGGCUCUAGCUGCGAAGUGGCGAUCCGUCCAAGGUCAGGAUCACUGGGAAGGCAUGCUGGAGCCUCUGGACAAGGACCUGUGCCAGGAGCUCAUCCGCUACGCGCAGUUCAUCCAAGUGGUCUACGACUCGCUCAACAAGAACCCCGUCUCCAAGGCCAAUGGCCUGCCGCGCUAUGCCAAGUCGGAGCUCUUCGACAAGCUUCACGUCAAGGCCAAUUACACCAUCCGGAACUUCUUCUACUGCACCACCGAUCUCGAGACUCUGCUGGGCAAAGUCGUAGAGACCGUCCUCGACUUCACGGACCCAAACACUUCUUGGUUUGGAUACGUUGCCGUGUCGGACGACGAAGAAACUCGGAGGCUCGGCCGGAGGGACAUCAUCGUGGUCUUUCGAGGCACGCAGCAGGACAUCGAAUGGGCCAGCAACAUACUUAACUCGUUCCACGGCCAGAUAGGCAAGCCGGAGCCUAAGUCCGGCCUUCCACCGCUCCAAACUCCGACUUCUACUCCCACAGGGUUCCUGUCCGGCCUCACCAACAUUCAGCUUCCCUGGGAGAAGGUCCUUAUCGCGAACCGCUGGCUGGCACCUUACACCGGGAAGAACCCCCAGGAGCCUCUUGGUUUCGGGAAGAAGUCGGCCAGAGAGCAGAUCUCCGCGGCUGUGACCUCGCUCCUCAACGAGUACAAGGCCGAGGAGAUGAGCAUCACUGUCACCGGACACAGCCUCGGUGCGUCACUGGCGACUGUUUGCGCGUAUGAUAUCGCCAAUGAGAAGUUGAACGUGAAUCCUUCCACGAAGAAAGUCAUCCCCGUCACUUGUUUCCCUUUCGCUUCUCCUUACGUUGGCAACGAGGAGUUCAAGACCGCUGCCGAGAAGAUCGAAGGCCUCCGGAUCCUGAGAGUGACCAACAUCUGGGACCUGGUUCCAAAGGUGCCACCGCUGCUCUGGGGAUACAGGCACGUCGGGAUAGAGCUCACCAUCGAUACUUCCAAGUCGAGCUAUCUCAAGUUUCCGACCACGGACCCUUUCGAUCACCACAAUCUUCAAGCGCAUUGCCAUCUCGUCGGUAACAAAGUGGAGCCGCUCAAGUACCACCACUUAGAGCUUGUGAACAAAUCGUCCAACCUCUUGAAGGAUUCUUUAGUUCCCGGUAACUGGUGGGUGGUGGAGAACACCGACGUUGUGGUGAACGAGGCUGGGCGAUGGGCACUCAAGGAGUACAACAUCAGUGCGGACAACAACGAGUAUAACUGAGAGAAGAAAGUGAGGUUUUUUCAGUGGUGUGCUAUACAACAAUAACUGGAAUAAUGCUCAGAAAUAAAAAAUCAGAAGUGUUUGGCUGUUCCUUGCAAA